UUUGCCAAAGGGGGGACCAGAAUUCCCCCAUGCGCGCUGUUUGAGGACUGGGAUGCCGAGGACGCGAGCGAGCCGGGCAGGCUUUGCCUGGGCACCGUCGGGGUAGGAUCCGGACUGCAUUCGGAAGGCUUUCUGCCGGCUUCGGCUCGGAAGGAGAACUUGGGAUCUUGCUGGGAACCCCCGCCCCGGCUGGAUUGGCCGAGCAAGCCUGGAAAAUGGUAAAUGAUCAUUUGGAUCAAUUACAGGCUUUUAGCUGGCUUGUCUGUCAUAAUUCAUGAUUCGGGGCUGGGAAAAAGACCAACAGCCUACGUGCCAAAAAAGGGGCAGAGUUUGAUGGAGUUGGGUGGACUUUUCUAUGCCAUUUGCCUCCACACCUAGAGGAUAAGCACUUUUGCAGACAUUCGGUGCAGGGGAGAUCAUGUUUGACUGUAUGGAUGUUCUGUCAGUGAGUCCUGGGCAAAUCCUGGAUUUCUACACUGCGAGCCCGUCUUCCUGCAUGCUCCAGGAGAAAGCUCUCAAAGCAUGCUUCAGUGGAUUGACCCAAACCGAAUGGCAACAUCGGCACACUGCUCAAUCGAUUGAAACCCAGAGCACCAGCUCUGAGGAACUCGUCCCGAGCCCACCGUCUCCACUUCCUCCCCCUCGCGUGUACAAACCCUGCUUCGUCUGCCAGGACAAAUCGUCGGGGUACCACUAUGGGGUCAGCGCGUGCGAGGGCUGCAAGGGGUUUUUCCGCAGAAGUAUUCAGAAGAACAUGAUUUACACUUGUCACCGAGAUAAGAACUGUGUUAUUAAUAAAGUCACCAGGAAUCGAUGCCAGUACUGUCGACUUCAGAAGUGCUUUGAAGUGGGAAUGUCCAAAGAAUCUGUCAGGAAUGACAGGAACAAGAAGAAGAAGGAGCCGACGAAGCAGGAAUGCACGGAGAGCUAUGAGAUGACGGCAGAGCUGGACGAUCUCACAGAGAAGAUCCGAAAAGCGCACCAGGAAACCUUCCCCUCGCUCUGCCAGCUGGGCAAGUACACCACGAAUUCCAGUGCUGACCAUCGAGUCCGACUGGACCUGGGCCUCUGGGACAAAUUCAGUGAACUGGCCACCAAGUGCAUUAUCAAGAUCGUGGAGUUUGCUAAACGCCUGCCAGGCUUCACCAGCUUGACCAUCGCAGACCAGAUCACCCUGCUGAAGGCCGCCUGCCUGGACAUCCUGAUUCUCAGAAUUUGCACCAGGUAUACCCCAGAACAAGACACCAUGACUUUUUCAGAUGGCCUUACCCUAAAUCGAACUCAGAUGCACAAUGCUGGAUUUGGUCCUCUGACUGACCUUGUGUUCACCUUUGCCAACCAGCUCCUGCCUUUGGAAAUGGAUGACACAGAAACAGGCCUUCUCAGUGCCAUCUGCUUAAUCUGUGGAGACCGCCAGGACCUUGAGGAACCAACAAAAGUAGAUAAGCUACAAGAACCAUUGCUGGAAGCCCUAAAAAUUUAUAUAAGAAAGAGACGACCCAACAAGCCUCACAUGUUCCCAAAGAUCUUAAUGAAAAUCACAGAUCUCCGCAGCAUCAGCGCUAAAGGUGCAGAACGUGUAAUUACCUUGAAAAUGGAAAUUCCUGGAUCAAUGCCACCUCUCAUUCAGGAAAUGCUGGAGAAUUCUGAAGGACAUGAACCCUUGACCCCAAGUUCAAGUGGGAACACAGCAGAGCACAGUCCCAGCAUCUCACCCAGCUCAGUGGAAAACAGUGGUGUCAGUCAGUCACCACUGGUGCAAUAAGACACUUCCCAGCUACUUCAAACAUUCCCCAGUACCUUCAGUUCCGGGAUUUAAAAUGCAAGAAGAAAAAAAAAAAGAAAGAAAAAAAAACCUUUUUACUGCUGCUUAGUUUUUGGACUGAAAAUAUAUUAAAAUUCAAGAAGGACCAAGAUGUUUUCGUAUGUAUCCAUAUAUACUAUACUCCUCACUGUCUAACUUACCUAGAAAUACAAACUUUUUAAAUUCUAAACAUCAGCCAUUUCAUGCAACCAG
Molecule: messenger RNA, 2017 nt
Organism: Eptesicus fuscus (big brown bat)
Lineage: Eukaryota; Metazoa; Chordata; Mammalia; Chiroptera; Vespertilionidae
Gene: RARB
Product: retinoic acid receptor beta
Exons: 8
Coding region: 419-1765 (448 amino acids)
Biological process (GO): retinoic acid receptor signaling pathway; cellular response to corticotropin-releasing hormone stimulus; regulation of transcription by RNA polymerase II
Cellular component (GO): nucleus; transcription regulator complex
Molecular function (GO): zinc ion binding; RNA polymerase II cis-regulatory region sequence-specific DNA binding; nuclear receptor activity
Source: RefSeq, a predicted model, not a curated record